Molecule: messenger RNA, 1746 nt
Organism: Hyaloscypha bicolor E
Lineage: Eukaryota; Fungi; Ascomycota; Leotiomycetes; Helotiales; Hyaloscyphaceae
Exons: 3
Coding region: 1-1746 (581 amino acids)
Biological process (GO): protein catabolic process in the vacuole; cellular response to glucose starvation
Source: RefSeq, a predicted model, not a curated record
AUGGCCGUAGUGCUCAAUUCUGAGGAGAACAGCUACUUCUCGUCAGGUCCACUGCGACGGUCCCAUUCCCAGCCCAAGUUUGUGGCACAACCGUCAUAUUCGAAAUCGCCGUCAAGAUCACAGAGCCAUAGUGCUUUCAACACCCGAACUUCCCCCCCCAAUUCAACUUCUUCUUCCGCGGUAUCCUCCCCAAGAACCUUACACGCCGACUCCACAGCUCCGUCGUUUUCAUCGACUCCCGCCAGCAGCCUCUCGCUCGACGCGAGUUGCGAGGACCAAGACGAGGAGGAUCAAAUCGUAUUUCCUUCCUACGACGACGUUGGUUAUUACGGACAAGUUGAAGACCUGGAGCCGCCACCAAGCCCUCGUACGGGUGAUUCCUACACCGUUUCACCAACCUCAAACAGCACUUCGACGAAUGUAUCCCGACCCGAGUCUCCGGAUCGAUUUGAACACGCAGAAGACGAUACCGCUGUUAGAAACCAACCUUCCAGGCAUGUAGAUUACCUAUCCCACAACUGGAAGGAAGAGGAUAUUUGGAACUCAUGGAAGCAUAUCGUUUCGAAGCGAAAAGCGUACAAUAAUAGUGCUCGGCUGGAGAAUGCAUCAUGGCGGACGUGGGCAAAAUCAAAAAACAAGUUGAGAACUGUGUCUCCAGAGACGCUCAAUUGGCUCAAGGAUUGCGAUGUCACUUGGCUUUAUGGCCCAUUACAGACAGGAUCCGGUAAGUCGUUACAUCAAACUUCUACCUCGCCAUCGAGUAGUAGCCGGAUAUCAAAGUCAAAUUCCUUUUUGAACAAGAAGCCUAUUUUGAAGAAGCGAAGCAUGUCAGAAAUCAUGUUGCAAAGAUCACUGUCGUCAUCAUCACUUCUCAAACAAGCUGCUGCAGCCGUACAAGCACAGCAAUCCGAAGCCUAUGGCGGACUUGGUCGUCCAAUUAUGGGCCGAGCAACUUCAGAUUAUACUUAUCCCCUCUCAUCGAGACGACUGAGCCGAGAGAACACGAGCAUGCUCUCUUCAAUCUCUUCGUCUGGGCUACAAUCUCCUGGAGAAAAGAAGCACAUCCAUUUCAACGAGCAGGUAGAGCAGUGUAUAGCAUUGGAGAUGAAGGGGGAUGACGACGAUGAGGCAGAGGCAUAUGCUGUCCACGGCUAUGACGACAGCGACUCUGACGAUGGAGGCAUUAUGAUGAAGAGGAGUAAUUCGAAGCGGAAAUUGCCUCCGCUCCAUAAGAAGAGGACAACUCCUCGUCAAAGUUUCAGUACCGAGAGCAAGACGAUUGCAAUGCUGCCGUCAACUACAUUAAAAUACAGAGCAGAUACCCCCGAACCCCCGGAAACGGCGAUGAAGCACAGCAAUGGAUUCUGGAAUGGAAGCAAGUUGUCUCCUUCUCCUUCCCAGGAAACCCUGAGACCAUCAAAACAAUCGACGAGGAUGCUUCUUGGUGAUGAUGAGGAAGAUGAUGAUAUGGACUGGCAACCGCCAAGCGCGUUCAAUAACCGCAAGGACAGUGUGGCAGUAACUCAAGAGCGUUUUCAGAGCAUACACACGUCUGGAUCCUCGUCGAGCCUCACAGGCGAACCGUCGGGUAUGAGAAGAACUCCAUCAGGGAUGUUCAUGCCAUAUGAGGAAGAUGAAGACGAUGCUGUUAGUGAGGGCCUCUUCGGCAAGAUCACAGAUACUGUAAACACAGCAAAGGACAUUGCACAUGUUAUCUGGAAUGUGGGUUGGCGAUCUGGAAGAUAA